UUUAGUGGCUCUUGUGGGUGUAUGGUACCCGUGCUAUUGUUGAUUUACGCUUCCGAGCGUGUAAAUUUUUGUGUUGGUCUGAAACAAAGUAAUUCAAAAUGGGAACACUAUUUCGCAGCCGAACAAUGGGUUUAUACCAAUUGUUCUUACAAAAUGAAUCGGCCUAUUCCAGUGUUUCUAAAUUAGGGGAAUUGGGAUUAGUACAAUUUAGAGAUAUUAAUGUUUCCACCAGUGCCUUCCAAAGGAAGUUCAUCAACCAAGUAAGAAGAUGUGAUGAAAUGGAAAGAAAACUCACUUAUGUUGAAAAAGAAAUCUUGAAGGAUGAAAUUCGUAUGGAAGACGUGUUUGUAAACCCUAUUGCUCCUAUGCCAAAAGAAAUGAUAGAUUUAGAGACAACAUUUGAAAAAUUAGAAAAUGAAUUGAAAGAAGUUUGCUCGAAUUCAGAUGCAUUGAAGAAGACACAUUUUGAGUUAACUGAGCUAAAGAAUGUUUUAACUCAAGCUCAUCUUUUUCUAUCGGCUCAAGAAGUAAAUCAUGUGGAUACUAUGGAUAGUGCAACUUUGGUUGGAAAUGAAGUAUCGCCUGAUAUGCCGUCGCAGCAUGGGUUUGUGGCUGGUGUGAUCCUUAGAGAACGCAUUUUAGUAUUUGAAAUGAUGUUAUGGCGGGUCUGUCGGGGAAAUGUUUUCUUAAGGAGAGCAGAUAUGGAUACUGUGAUAGAAGAUCCGGUUACAGGUGAAAAAUUGCACAAAGUUGUAUUUGUUCUAUUUUUCCAAGGUGAUCAUUUAAAGAGUCGUGUCAAAAAAAUAUGUGAUGGUUUUCAUGCUACUUUGUAUCCUUGUCCUGAAACAUAUGACGAAAGAGAAAAUAUGUUGGUUGGUGUAAAGACUAGGUUAGAAGAUUUGAGCCAUAUUUUAAAUCAAACUCAAGAUCAUCGUCAUCGCUUACUUGCCAACGCUGCUAAAAACAUUAAGAGUUGGUUGAUCAAAGUGCGCAAAAUCAAAGCAAUAUAUACCACUAUGAAUAUGUUCAAUCAAGAUGUCACCAGAGAGUGCCUUAUUGCUGAAUGCUGGGCAUCUACCAACGAUUCAGCUCAAGUCCAACAAGCACUACGGGAAGCUUCAGAAGAAUGUGGAAGUCAUGUUCCUGCUAUUGUAAAUCGAAUGGCAACAUCAGAACAACCACCCACAUAUAAUUUAGUCAAUAAAUUUACGGUUGGGUUUCAAAAUAUUGUUGAUGCAUAUGGUGUUGCUUCAUAUGAAGAAGUCAAUCCAGCGCCUUAUACUAUUAUUACCUUCCCAUUUUUGUUUGCUGUUAUGUUUGGUGAUGCUGGACAUGGUUUGUUGAUGUCACUUUUUGCUUUUUGGAUGGUUUAUAAGGAAAGGCAACUAAUGGCUCAAAAGAGUGAUAAUGAGAUAUGGAAUACAAUGUUUGGUGGUCGCUAUAUUAUUUUGUUGAUGGGACUCUUCUCUAUAUAUACUGGUCUUAUAUAUAAUGAUGCAUUUGCCAAAUCUUUAAAUAUUUUUCAUUCACAAUGGGAUGUAUCUGAUGUUAAUAUCACAAAGGGUGCUAUAACUAUUCAGACCUAUGCAGAAUACAGUUUUCCCAAUACCAGUGUGCCUUAUCCGUUCGGGAUUGAUCCAAUUUGGCAAAGUGCAAGCAAUAAAAUUCUGUUUCUGAACUCUUACAAAAUGAAAGUAUCCAUCAUUUUUGGCUUUAGUCAAAUGAUAUUUGGUGUGGUGCUCAGCCUGUGGAACCACGUCCACUUUAAGAAACCACUUAGCAUAUAUCUCGAAUUUUUGCCUCAAAUUAUUUUCAUGUCAUGCAUAUUUGGAUACUUGGUGAUCCUGAUUUUUGCAAAGUGGGUUAUGUAUACAUGGCAGCAAGCAUAUUGUGCACCGAGUCUUCUAAUAUCUUUGAUUAAUAUGUUUUUGAUGAAAUAUGCAGAUGAAGAUGAAUACAAAAAGCCAGAGUUUUGCUACCUUGCUCCGAUGUAUGGUGGCCAGCAAGUGUUGCAGACAAUAUUAGUUGUUGUUGCUUUCCUUUGUGUUCCUUGGAUGCUGGUACCUAAGCCUAUUAUGAUUCACCUAAGGAACAAAAGACUUUCAAGUUCUUCUUCAGAUGACCAUGAUAACAAAGGACUUCCAGAUUUAUUUAUUGAUCAAGCUAUUCACACCAUCGAGUUCUGUUUGGGGUCCAUAUCUCACACUGCAUCUUAUCUCCGACUGUGGGCUUUAAGUUUAGCUCAUGCACGUAAGUUCUUAUAA
Molecule: messenger RNA, 2264 nt
Organism: Uloborus diversus
Lineage: Eukaryota; Metazoa; Arthropoda; Arachnida; Araneae; Uloboridae
Product: V-type proton ATPase 116 kDa subunit a 1-like
Exons: 17
Coding region: 99-2264 (721 amino acids)
Biological process (GO): proton transmembrane transport; vacuolar acidification
Cellular component (GO): vacuolar proton-transporting V-type ATPase, V0 domain; plasma membrane; vacuolar proton-transporting V-type ATPase complex
Molecular function (GO): proton-transporting ATPase activity, rotational mechanism; ATPase binding
Source: RefSeq, a predicted model, not a curated record